AUGCGUCUAAUUUAUUAUCUCUUUUUUAUCGUUUAUUAUUUUACAUGCUCAAAUUUGGUAACCUCAAGACUUACUGAUAUAAAAAUUAAGGAUAAAGGUAGUGUAAAAAUUUACAUUGUUAAUAAAAAAGCCUAUCUAACUUCUGGUGCUUCAAAUGACAACAAAGUAAAAAAAACAAAAAUAUUUCCAUUAAGAAAAUCUACAAUAAGACCAAUAAGAAGAACUACAAGUGGGCCUACAAAAAAACCUAUGAGAAUAACAACUAAAAAACCUCUUUUUGGAAAAACUACAACAAAAAAAAGACCUAUCAUAACAACACGUAAACAAACCCAAACACCAAAAAAAACAACACGUAGACAAACUCAAGCACCAAUUAAAACAACUCGUGGACCAACUCAAACACCUAAAAUAACAUCACCUAGUCACACUAAAGUACCAACAGUUACACCAAAACAUGAUCCAAAUGCUAUCUUAAAGAAUCAUUUAUUAGAAGAAAUAAAUAACUAUCGUGCUCGUCAUCAAGUUCCAAAAUUAAUGGUUAGUGAUGAGUUAGAAAAAGCAGCUCAGAAACACGCUGAAAAAAUGGCAGAAGCUGGAAGAGAAGAACCAGAUACUGACAUGACUUAUGGAGGAAAUGUUAUUAGUCUUAUAAAGCUUCCUGAAACUGCCGUCAAACAUUGGUAUCACACAAUAAUUAAUUAUGAUUUUGCUCAAAAAGAAAUAAAUCAUCUUAAUAUAGAGUUUGUUAAUUUAGUUUGGAAAUCAACAACUCAUAUAGGAUGUGGUGUGGCUAAAGAAAAAAGUCUUUCUAUAAUAUUUAUCAGUUGUAAAUUUAAUCCUAAAGCAGAUACAUUAAAUUUAGACAAAAUAGAACAAAAUGUUCUUGAACCAAAAUGA
Messenger RNA from Strongyloides ratti, 897 nucleotides. RefSeq names its product CAP domain-containing protein. Bases 1 to 897 code for a protein of 298 amino acids. Lineage: Eukaryota; Metazoa; Nematoda; Chromadorea; Rhabditida; Strongyloididae. The record is from RefSeq and is a predicted model, not a curated record. The transcript is spliced from 2 exons.